Hyphopichia burtonii NRRL Y-1933 is the source of this 2754-nucleotide messenger RNA. RefSeq lists its product as uncharacterized. Bases 324 to 2606 code for a protein of 760 amino acids. The record is from RefSeq and is a predicted model, not a curated record. NCBI's taxonomy places the organism in Eukaryota, Fungi, Ascomycota, Pichiomycetes, Serinales, Debaryomycetaceae. The transcript has a single exon.
CGAUAGUAUUGGUUUUUCUUGCUGGACUUGACCGAUACUUACCAUAACACAAUCCAGGCGGAUCAGAGUAACUGGACUAAUCAACAUCCGCAGGUUAUCGAUUUGAAAAGUGCCAAUUUGGGGCGUGAUCGCGAGCAAUAGAUCCAGAUUCAUCAUAGUUUUAUGAACAACUUCAAGUUAUAUUGAAAGAACCCCUAAACUUACUUACUUGACGCUAUUCGGAAAGAGAAAGAUUACUGAAGUUGCUAGCCGAUCCAAGAAGAUCCAAGGAGAUUUCAAAUUAUUAUAGAAGACUAUAUUAGAAGGCAUUUAGAAAAGUUGACAUGAGUAAAUCAUACGGCGGAACCGCUAAGAACUCACAAUGGCUGGAUGGCAUGAAUCAACAGCAUGUUCUACAGCAAAGACAUAUACAACAACAACAGCAGCAACAACAACAACAGCAGCAACAACAACAGCAGCAGCAAAUGCAACCCCCCCUUGCUAAUUACACAUUACCUGGAGUAAUCAAUUAUCUUACGAGCGAAUUCACAAACUUGGAAAGGUUCAAAAUAAUGACCAAUUUGGAGAAAAACGAGAUGAAGUAUCAAUUACUUCAAUAUCAGGGCGAAAUUAAUGCAUUAAAGUUUGUGAAUAAUAAACAAAAUAUUAAAAUUCAACAAUUGGAGAAUGAAAAUAAGGUGUUAAAAUCAAAGUUGGGCAACGAAGAAAAAUCUCAAGUCAAUGGUGAAAACACUGAGACCUCGAUUGAAAUCCCAGAAAUUGAUUUGGAUGUAAUUAAGAAAUCGAGGUAUCAAUUAACAAAAUCAAUGAAGGAAUUAGUUCAUUUAUUGAAAACUCCAAGUGUAAACAAUGGGAAUUAUCUUGAUUUACCAGACCCUUUCUCUUUAGAGCUCAAUGAACAAGAUGAAUUGUUCAGUUCCGAUAAGUUCUAUUUUAAUGAUUUUACCAAUACUCUUGAUACAGAACAUCAAUCAAAGAACCAGCCUUCAAAUCAUUUGAAGCACUUUAACGAUCACGACAGCUUUUCAUUCGAUCGCAACGAUGAUAACAACCAAGAUGUUUUCGACCUAAAAAAUGGUAGUCUUACAAAAAUUGAUGACUCUUCAAACAUUUUUAAUCGUCAAUUUAAUGAAGAUACAAAAGAAGUGACCCAAGAAGAAAUCGAUUCAGAGCAUGAGGACUUUGAUGAAAAAGUAAAUGACUUUAAUGAUACAAUUAAUCCUCUACCAGAUAUUCCAGAUUCCCUCUCAGCACCUUCCCCUUGUGGGCCUGAUUUUACGAAGAAUGCCUCUCCACCAGCUUCUCCCAAUCCAAGUAAUAACUCUAUCAAUGACAGUAUCGUUGAAAGCGAUGCGGAAACCGUGACUUUGGAAACCGAUGAUGAAAACGAAGAUGAUCCCUUAAAUGAAUUCAUACAAAAUCAUAAGAGUAAAGGCUCACAAGAAGUACAAGAUGAAAAAAUUCAAGAAUCACCAUCUAACAAUGAAGAAACGAAUAGCCACUCGAUCUCCACUGAAGAAAAUAAUUCUAAUGGAUCGAAAAACAGCCCAAAAGAAUGCAAGAGUAUUAAUUUGAAACCCUCAGGUAAAAAUGUAAGAAUAUUCACAAAUGUUUACGAUGAUUAUAUCAUUACUAUUGGUGAAGAAGAUUCAAAUAAUAUACUACAAGUUUGGACGCCUGAAAACAACCAGCCAUUGUGUAGUAAUUCACUUACAAAAGAUGCCAAAUUAACUGAUUUAAUUGACGUCUAUUGUUUAGUGGCUGAUUCCUCACAUUCAAAAUAUAUUUUCAUUAACCAAGAAACGGCUCAAUUAUUGGAAAUUAGUGAAAAGGGAGUUAGCAAAAAUAUCAUUCAUAAUUAUGCUUCUAAAACCUUGAGACCGUUAUCCCUGUCCUUAAUUGGGUUUUCUCACAAAUGGACCGAUGGAUAUAAAGCCUGGGGGUUAACUAUUGCAACCAGUACUCAUAUUGAUAUAUUCGAAAUUAGUUUUAAGAAUAAGGUCAAACACAAGCAAAUCGGAAGCUAUAACAAAGGUUUUCUUUCCGUUGAUGCCAUUGAUUAUGUUGGUUGGUUGAAAGUUCCAAAUAAAGCUAACCAAUCUCCUAAAUCGCCAAAGAAGAAUUCUAAGGGUCCUUUCAACUGUGAUGAUCCUACUCUUUCCACCUACGAAGUCAUUUUCAAAUCUGGGAAAAAAUUGAACUUAAUCAAUAUUUUCACAAAAACAAAAUCAAAAGUUGACUUAGAGCUUGAUAAUUUAUCAGAUAUAUCUCUUUCUCGCAAUCAACUCAUCUACAUUUCUCCCCCACCUUCCGGCAGUGUUGGAUUGUGGGAUUUCAACAAGGAAAAGUCAACUGAAAUUGGUAAAUACGACGGAGGCCUGUUAUUUGUGCUCAGUGGUAAUGAUGAUAUUAUAAGACUAAACAAGAAUGAUAAGCAUCUUGAAGUUGUCGAACAUGCUUUUCCUCCAUCCUUCAAAACAUUGAAAAGUAAAAUAAAUACAAGAUCCUCCUCCAAUUUAAUCGCUACCAAGGAUAAAGCCAUCGUUGUUACCGAAACAUCCCCCUCAUCAAUCGACAUGUACGUUUACGAUACCAAAUAUGCUUGAUUCUCUUCAUUUUUAAGUUUUUCAAUCUUUUCAUUUUUCAAUCCCUUAUAUUAUACGUUUUCCGCUUUUUUUUCUUUUUGUAACUGUCUACUUCUUUUCGUGCACAGUAUUCAUUCCAUCAUAUCUACAGUUAAUUGCAUAAGUAUGU